Molecule: messenger RNA, 13129 nt
Organism: Mirounga angustirostris (Northern elephant seal)
Lineage: Eukaryota; Metazoa; Chordata; Mammalia; Carnivora; Phocidae
Gene: WDR75
Product: WD repeat domain 75
Exons: 21
Coding region: 45-2534 (829 amino acids)
Biological process (GO): positive regulation of rRNA processing; positive regulation of transcription by RNA polymerase I
Cellular component (GO): nucleolus
Molecular function (GO): RNA binding; protein binding
Source: RefSeq, a predicted model, not a curated record
UUCUGGGCGGGCUCCCGGGCGUGAGUUCCGGCAUCUGCGCAAAGAUGGUGGAGGAGGAGAGUGUCCGCGUGGUUCGUUGUGGCGGCAGCGAGUUGAACUUCAGGAGAGCGGUGUUUUCUGCAGAUUCUAAGUAUAUCUUCUGUGUUUCUGGAGACUUUGUUAAAGUUCAUAGCACAGCUACAGAAGAAUGUGUACACAUACUGCAAGGGCACAGAAAUCUGGUGACUGGAAUCCAGCUCAACCCCAACAAUCAUCUACAGUUGUAUUCUUGUUCCUUUGAUGGCACCAUUAAGCUAUGGGACUAUAUAGAUGGCAUUUUAAUAAAGACUUUCAUAGUAGGGCAUAAACUUCAUGCCCUCUUUACUCUAGCCUGUGCUGAGGAUUCUGUCUUUGUUAUAAUAAAUAAAGAAAAACCAGAUGUUUUUCAGCUGGUUUCAGUGAAACUGCCAAAAUCAUCAAGCCAGGAAAUAGAAGCUAAGGAGCUCUCCUUUGUUUUGGAUCAUAUAAACCAGUCACCCAAGUGCAUUGCCUUUGGAAAUGAGGGAGAAUAUGUUGCUGCAGUACGGGACUUUUACUUGUCUGUCUAUUUUUUCAAAAAGAAAACAACAUCGAGGUUUACUUUAUCAUCAUCAAAAAAUAAGAAACAUGCUAAGAACAAUUUUACAUGUGUAGCAUGUCACCCAAAGGAAGAUUGCAUAGCAACUGGUCACAAGGAUGGCAAAAUUCGUCUUUGGAGGAAUUUUGAUGAUGGUAAGAAAUACACAUACACAUGUUUACAUUGGCACCAUGAUAUGGUUAUGGAUUUGGCUUUUUCAGUGACAGGCACCAGUCUUCUGAGUGGUGGUCGUGAAUCUGUCCUUGUAGAGUGGCGAGAUGCAACAGAGAAGAAUAAGGAGUUCCUCCCCCGUUUGGGAGCUACUAUUGAACAUAUCUCAGUCUCACCAGCAGGGGAUUUGUUCUGUACUUCUCACUCUGAUAACAAGAUUAUAAUAAUUCACCGAAACCUUGAGGCAUCUGCAGUAAUUCAAGGCCUAGUGAAAGACAGCAGUAUCUUUACCGGUUUGAUGAUUGAUCCCAGAACUAAAGCUUUGGUUUUGAAUGGAAAACCUGGCCAUUUGCAGUUUUAUUCUCUGCAGCAUGAUAAGCAGUUAUACAAUUUAGAUAUUAUACAGCAAGAAUAUAUCAAUGAUUAUGGUCUGAUCCAGAUUGAGCUAACAAAGGCUGCAUUCGGCUGCUAUGGUAACUGGCUUGCAACAGUGGAACAACGUCAAGAAAAGGAAACAGAGCUUGACUUGCAGAUGAAACUGUGGAUGUAUAAUAAGAAAACACAAGGGUUUGUUCUUAAUACAAAGAUUAACAUGCCACAUGAAGACCACAUCACAGCUCUCUGUUUCUGUAAUGCAGAAAAAUUUGAAAACCCCACCUUGGUUACAGCUAGUAAAGAUGGUCACUUCAAAGUGUGGAUAUUAACAGAUGAUUCUGAUAUAUACAAAAAAGCUGUUGGCUGGACCUGUGACUUUGUGGGUAGUUAUCACAAAUACCAAGCAACUAACUGUUGUUUCUCUGAAGAUGGCUCUCUACUAGCAGUUAGUUUUGAGGAAAUAGUUACAAUAUGGGAUUCAGAGACAUGGGAACUUAAAUGUACAUUUUGUCAACGAGCUGGGAAUAUAAGGCACCUUUGCUUUGGGAGAUUGACUUGUUCAAAGUAUCUUCUUGGUGCUACUGAAAAUGGCAUUCUUUGCUGUUGGAAUCUGCUCAGUUGUGCAUUGGAAUGGAGUGCAAAAUUAAACAUUAGAGUUAUGGAACCUGAUCCUCAUUCAGAGAAUAUUGCUGCAAUCUCUCAGUCUUCGGUGGGUUCAGACUUGUUUGUAUUUAAACCCAGUGAGCCAAGACCAUUGUAUAUUCAAAAGAAUAUCUCCAGAGAGGAAGUUCAGUGGGGAGUGUUUGUUCCGCGAGAUGUGCCUGAAUCAUUCACCUCAGCUUACCAGUGGCUGAACAGAUCCCAGUUUUACUUCCUAACAAAGUCACAGAGUUUAUUGACAUUCAGUACAAAGUCUCCAGAAGAGAAACUCACACCAACAAGCAAACAGCUACUAGCAGAAGAAAGUCUUCCAACAACACCGUUUUAUUUCAUAUUGGGAAAGCACAGGGAACAGCAGGAUGAAAAAAUAAAUGAGGCUUUGGAGAGUGAACUAGUACAACUACCCUUAACAGAAAACAUACCUGCAAUUAGUGAGCUUCUUCAUACUCCAGCCCAUGUAUUGCCAUCUGCUUCUUUCCUGUGCUCCAAGUUUGUAAAUUCACUGCUGCUGUCUAAGGAGACAAAGAGUGGUGAAGAAGUCCCUGAUGAUGUAGAUAUGGAAGAAGAAAAAGAAAGUGAUGAUUCAGAUGAAGAAAAUGAUUUUACUGAAAAGACCCAGGAUACAAACGACACAGAUUUGGGAGAAGACAUUAUACACCAGUUGUCAAAAUCUGAAGAAAAAGAACUAAGAAGAUUCAGGAAAGUAGACUACAGCUGGAUAACUGUUCUUUGAGCCUUGGAGAUGGAAGGUUCUUGCAUUUUGUUUGUUUUUUUUUUUUAAUUAUAUAUUGAUACUCCAAAAACAUCUACUUGAUGUUAUUUCUCUCCUUAAAAUAUUAAAUAUGAACAGGCUUUACUUUUUAAAUAAUUGGUAAUACAAAGCUGUGUUUGCAUCAUGCAUUAGAGUUGCUGGGUGCAUUCAUAUACACACCAUCUCAUUUUUACAGCCUUAGAAAUAUCUAGCUAUUUUCUUCACAAGCAAUUACAGCGUAUGUCGCCUUAUCUGCAAGUUGGAGAUACAAAAGUUUUUGUUGAUGAUAUUGUUAACAGCAAAAUUUACUUGGUGGCCAAUAGGACCUAAACAGAUGUGUUGUUUUCUUUAGUCCUGCUUCAUACAUCUUAGUGUGUUUAUUACUCAGAGAAAUUUAGAGAAAUAAUUUGAUUAUGUGGUGUUCCACAGACCACAUCGAGGGUAUUAAAUCAUAAUAAUAAUAUGGGCCGCCUAAAAUCUGAAAAAUUCUAAAGUGAAAUCAUUUGGCACCAAGCCUUUCAGAUAAGGGCUUAUCUAACUCUACUUGGAAAGCCUUGGAAGAUAUAAGAGCUGCUAUUACUUUGUCAGUGUUAUGGGUGUAGGAACCACUACUUUUUAACCAAAGUCCCAUUGCUAGUAGACUAGGAUCCAAGCCUCUGUAUUAUAUUUAAGUAGUGAGGUGACUAUUUUUUAACCAUUUAGCAUUUGGAGUUUUCCUAUUUUACUCCUAUUAAACUGACAUUAAAAAGUUAACACAAAAACAGUAAAGUAUACAACUUUACAGUCCAAGAUAGUGUCAUAGGAAGACCCUGAACUCACCUCCUCCACAGACACACCAAAUCUAUACCUGUUUCUGGAGCACUUCCUCCAGAAGAACUGAGGGCUGACUGAACAGCUUCUGCACAACAAAAGACAGACUACAUACAGAACAGCAAGAGAGACAGUAAUGAAGAGCAAACUGCAGUGGGGUGAGAUAAUACUGAAGAACCACAUGCAAGCAGAUUUGUCUGCCCUGGGGCACAGGAACAAAAGCCAUGGUUUAAAAGAGCAACUAGAAUGUAAGUAUUCAGCCCUAGAACUGCCAACCGGUGGGAGAGCUGCUGGAACUUUCUCCAAGUUGGAAGGCCUGGUGGGUGCCACAGUUUAUGUUCUCUCUCCAUAUUGGAUAGCAUGGAUGGGAGUAAGGUCAGGGCACCCUAACCAGCCUACCACUUCAGUGAGUCCCUGGCCCCUAGCCCAUACCAGCCCCAGCCAUCCCACCAAAGUGGCCCCAUUGUGGUAUACACUGGACACCCCUGUUCAGGCCUCAUUGUGGUUCCAGGCAUCUUGCCAAGGUGACAUGGGUGCAGAGCACCCUGGAACACUCCAAGCCCAGACAUCCUACCAGGGCAGCCCCAGCAGAGUGAACUGGGAUCUCCAGCCCAUGCCAGCCACAGCGCCAGCCAGCCAAAGUCGCCAGGCAUACACAGUUUAUAUAGAAGAUGACCAUACACAAGACCAUUCAAGUUUAGGAGAAGUAGCGGAUCCACUUAAUAUAUAGACACAUACACAGAAAGUCAAGCAAAUUGAGACAGAAUAUGCUCCAAAUGAACAAGACCAAACCUCAGAGAACUAAGUGAAAUGGUGAUAGGCAAUAUGCCUGAUAGAAUUUGAAGUAAUGAUCAUAAAGAUGCUCACCAGACUGGAAAGAAGAGUAGAAUAACUCAACUUCAAUAAAGAGAAAAUACAGAAAACCAAUUAGAGUUGAAUGCAAUAACUGAAAUGAAAAAUAAACUAGAGGGAAUCAACAGAGAAUGCAGAAGAAUAGAUCAGCAAUCUGGAAGACAGGCUAAUGGAAAGCACCCAAGCUGAACAGAAAAAAAAAAAAAAAAAUUUACAAACUGAAGAUAGGAUAAGGAAUAUGUUGGACAACAUCAAGCCAACAAACAUUCACGUAUAGGGGGCCCCAAAAGAAAAAAGUUUCAGGCAGAAAACUUAUUUGAAGAGAGAAUAGCUGGAAACUCCCCUAACCUGAAGAAGGAAGACACCCAGGUUCAGAAAGCACAAAGAGUUCCAAACAAAAUGAAACCAAGGAGGUCGAUACCAAGACACAUAAUUAAAAUGUCAAAGAUUCGGGGCACCUGGGUGACUCAGUUGGUUACGUGUCUGCCUUCAGCUCAAGUUAUGAUCCCAGGGUCCUGGGAUUGAGCCCCACAUUGGGAUCUCUGCACAGUGGGGAGCCUGCUUGUGCUCUCCUGCUCUCUGUCAAAUAAAAUCUUUAAAAAAUAAAAAAUGUCAAAGAUUAAAGAUAGAGAAUUUUAAAAGCAGCAAGAGAGGCAAAUAGUCAUGUAAAAGGGAAACCCCACAAGGCUAUCAGCUGAUUUUUCAGCAGAAACUGCAGGUCAGAAGGGAGUGACAUGAUCUAUUGAAAGUGCUGAAAGGAGGGGCACCUGGGUGGCUCAGUCAUUAAGCGUCUGCCUUUGGCUCAGGUCAUGAUCCCAGGGUCCUGGGAUCGAGCCCCACAUCAGGCUCCCUGCUCAGUGGGAAGCCUGCUUCUCCCUCUCCCCCACUUGUGUUCCCUCUCUCGCUGUGUCUCUCUCUGUCAAAUAAAAAGUAAAAUCUUUAAAAAAAAAAAAAAAUGCUGAAAGGAAAAAAACCCUACAACCAACGAUACUCUACCUAGCAAGGUUAUCAUUCAGAAUUGAAGGAGAAAUAAAGUUUCCCAGAUAAAUAAAAGUUAAAGGACUUCAUCACCACUAAACAGGCCUUAUAAGAAAUGUUAAAAGGAGCUUCUUUAAAUGAAAAAAAAAGUAGAAAUAGAAAAAUUAUGAAUAAAGAUAGAAAAUGUUUAUACAUGAAACAUGGAGUAAAAGUUCUUUUAGAAUGUGUUCAAACAAGUGAUUAUCAAUAAUAUAGACUAUACUUAGAAUGUCAUAGAUGAACCUCAUGGUAACCACAAACCCAAAACCUAUAAUAGGUACACAAAAAAUAAAAAGCCAAGCAUAACAUUAAAGAAAAUCAUCAAUCACAAGGAAAGCAGGCAAGAGAAGAAAGGAACAGAGAAGUACUAAGAAAACCAGAAAGCAACAAUGGCAGUAAGUACAUACCUAUUAAUAAUUAACCUUAAAUGGUCUAAAUACUUCAAUCCAAAGACAUAGAAUGGUGGAGGAAAGAAAGAUUUAAUGUGCUGCCUAUAAGAGACUUCAGACCUUAAGAUACAGACAAACGGGGGCGCCUGGGUGGCUCAGAUGGUUAAGCAUCUGCCUUCGGCUCAGGUCAUGAUCUCAGGGUCCUGGGAUCGAGUCCCGCAUCGGGCUCCCUGCUCCUUGGGAACCUGCUUCUCCCUCUGCCUCUCUCUCUCUCUUUCUCUCAUGAAUAAAUAAAUAAAAUCUUUAAAAAAAAAAAAAGAUACAGACAAAUGGAAGUGAAAGAGUAACAAUAUUUAUAUUAGACAAAAUAGACUUUAAAACAAAAACUAUAGCAAGAGACAAGGGCAUUACCUAAUGAUAAAAGGAUCAAUCCAACAAAAAGAUAAAACAACUGUAAAUCCCUAUGCACCCAACAUUAGAGCAACUAAGUACAUAAAGCAACUAUUAACAGACAUAAAGGGAGAAGUUGAUAAUAUUAAUAGAAGAAUAGUAGGAAAUUUUAACACCCCACUUACAUCAAUGGAUAGAUCACCCAGGCAGAAAAUCAAUAAGGAAACUGUUUUUGAACAACACGUUAGACCAAAUGGGCUUAACAGAUAUAUUCAGAACAUAGCAUCCAAAAACAUCAGAACACACAUUCUUUUCAAGUGCGCAUGGAACAUUCUCCAGGAUAGAUGACAGGCCACAAAACAAGUCUUAACUAAAUUUUUUUUUUAAAGAUUUUAUUUAUUUGAGAGAGAGUGAGAGGGCAAGGCAGACUCCCCGAUGAGCAAAGAGCCCGAUGGGCUCGAUCCCAGGACCCUGAGAUUAUGACCCGAGCCGAAGGCAGGUGCUUAACUGACUGAGCCACCCAGGUGCCCCAAGUCUUACUAAAUUUAAGACUGAAUUCAUAACACAUCUUUUCUAACCACUAUGGCAAGAAACUAAAAAUCACAAGGAAAAAAAAAUGCUACUAAACAACCAAUGGAUUAAUGAAGAAAUUAAAAACACGGAGGAAAAUGAAAACUGUCCAAAGUCCUUGGGACACAGUGAAAACAGUUCUAAGGAAAAUUUAUAGCAAUCCAGUCCUACCUCAAGAAACAAAAAUCUCAAACAAUCUAACCUUAUACCUAAAGGAACAAAAAAAACCAACAAAAAACAAAGCCCAAGAUAGUAGGCAGGAAAUAAUAAAAAUCAGAACAGAAAUAAGUGAAAUACAGACAAAGUAGAAAAUACCAAACCAAGAGCGGUUUCUUUCAAAAGAUAAAAUUAAUGAAACUUCAGCCACACUCAUCAAGAAAAAUAGAGUACAGAAAAUCAGAAAUAAAAGACAUCACCACCACCACCACCACCACAAAAAUACAAAGGAUUUUGAGACUACUACAAAAAGUUAUAUGCCAACAAAUCAGACAACCUAGAAGAAUUCCUAGAAAUAUAGUCUUCCAAAACAAUCAGGAAUAAGAAAUCUGAAAAACAACUACUAGUAACAAAAUUGAAUUUGUAAUCAAAAAACUCCCUAAAAACGGAAGUCCAGGACCAGAGGGGUUCACAGUGAAUUUUACCAGACAUUUAAAGAGGAGUUAAUACCUAUUCUAAAACUAUUCCAAAAAAUUGAAGAGGAAGGAAAGAUUCCAAAUAAAUUCUACAAGGCCAACAUUACCCUGAUACCAAACCAGACAAAGACAUUACAAAAAGGAAAACUACAGACCAGUAUCCCUGAUGAACAUAAUGCAAAAAUCCUCAACAAAAUAUUAGCAAACUAUUCAAUAAUACAUUGAAGGUAUCGUCUACAAAAUCAAGUGGAAUUUAUUUGGCCGAUGCAAGGAAGCUUCAGUAUUCACAAAUCAACAUGAUACAUUAUCAAAAUAAAGGAUAAAAAUCAGAUCUCAAUAUUUGAAGAGCAUUUGACAAAAUUCAACAUCCAUUCAUGAGAAAACUCAACAAGUGGGUGUAGAGGGAACAUACCUAAACAUAAUUAAGGCAUUAUAUGAAAAACAGCUAACAUACUCCAGUGAAAAACUGAGUUUUUUUCUAAGAACAGGAAUAAGACAAUGAUGUCCACUCAUCACUUUUACUCAACAUCAUAUUAGAAGUCCUAGCCACAGCAACCAGACAAGAAAAAGAAAAGAUACUCAAAUUGGUAAGGAAGAAGUUAAACUAUCACUAUUUGCAGACAACAUAAAAUAUUUUACAUAGGACCUAAAGACUUCAAUACAAAACUAUUAGGAAUAAUAAAUGAAUUAAGUAACAUUGCAGGAUACAAAACUAAUACAAAUCAGUUGUGUUUUCAUACACUAAUAACAAAGCAGAAAGAGAAAUUGAAAAAACAAUCCCAUUUAUAAUUGCAUCAAAAAUAACAAACAUAACCAUGAAGGUGAAAGGCCUUUACUCUGAAAACUAUAAAACACUCUUAUGAAAGAGAUUGAAGACAACACAAACAAAUGGAAAGAUAGUCCAUGCUCAUGGAUUGGAAAAAUUAAUAUUCAAAUGUCCAUGCUACCCACAGCAAUCUAUACAUUCAAUGCAAUCCCUACAAAAUACCAGCAGCAUUUUUCACAGAAUUAGACCAAAUAAUAAAAUUUAUAUGGAAACUCAAAAGACCCUGAAUAGCCAAAGCAAUCUUGAAAGAACAAAUGGAGGUAUCACAUUCCCAGAUUUCAAGAUAUACUACAAAUCUGUAAUAAUCAAAACAAUAUGGAACUGGCACAAAGAUAAGACACAUAGAUCAAUGGAACAGAGCGCCCAGAAAUAAAUCGAUGCUUAUAUGGCCAACUAAUAUACAGCAAAGGAGGUAAGAAUAUACAAUGGGGAAAAGAUGGACUAUUUAAUAAAUGGUGCUGGGAAAACUGGACUGGACAGCUACUUGCAAAAGAAUGACACUGAACCAGUUAUACCAUACACAAAAAUCAGAAUGGAUUAAAGACAUAAAUGUAAGACUUGAAGCCAUAAAACUCCUGGAAGAAAACAGGCAGUAAUUUCUCUGACAUCAGCAAUAGCAACAUUUUUCUAGAUAGGUCUCCUGAGGCUAGGGAAACAAAAAUGAAAAUAAACUAUUGGGACUACACCAAAACAAAAAGCUUUUACACAGCAAAGGAAACCAUCAACAAAAAGGCAACCUGCUGAAUGGGAGAGAGAUUUGCAAAUGACAUCUCUGAUAAGGGCUUAAUAUCCAAAAUAUAUAAAGAACUUCUACAACUCAACACCGUAACAAACAAUCCAAUUAAAAAUGGGCAGAGGACCUGAAUAGACAUUUUUCCAAAGAAGACUAUAGAUGACAGACUCGUGAAAAGAUGCUCAACAUCACUCACUAAUCAACAGAGAAAUACAAAUCAAAACCACAUGAGAUAUUACCUAGACCAGCUAAAGUCAAAAAGACAAGAAAUAACAAGUAUUAGAAAGGAUGUUGAGAGAAAGGAACCCUCAUGAACUGUCAGUGGGAAUGUAAAUUGGUACAGGCAUUGUGGAAAAUAGUAUGGAGGUCCUCAAAAAAUUUUAAAGUAGAAAUACCAAAUGAUCCAGUAAUUCCACUACUGGGUAUUUAUCCAAACCAAAAGAAAACACUAAUUUGAAAAGAUAUAUGCACCCCUGUGUUUACUGUAGCAUUAUUUACAAUAGCCAAGAUAUGGGGAGCAACCUAAGUAUCCAUUGACAGAUGAAUGGAUAAAGAUGUAGGGUGUGUGUGUGUGUGUGCACGCACAUGUGCACAUGUGUCUGUGUAAAAAAUGGAAUAUUACCCAGCCAUAAAAAAGAACAAGAUCUUGCAUUUGUGACAUGGAUGGAGCUAGAGGGUAUUAUACUAAGUGAAAUGAAUCAGAAAGAUAAAUACCAUAAGAUUUCAUUUACAUGUGGAAUCUUAAAAACAACAUAAAUGAACAGACCCAUUCAGAGAAUAAAUUGGUGGUUGUCAGAGGGAAGGAGGUAGGAGGAUGGGCAAAAUGGGUGAAGAGGAAUGGGAGAUACAGGCUUUCAGUUACGGCAUGAAUUAGUCAUGAGGAUAAAAGUUUCCACAUAGGGAAUAUAAUCAGUGAUAUUGUAAUAGUGUUGUAUGGUGACAGAUGAUUGCCCCUGGUGAGCAUAGAGUUGUUGCAUCACCAUGUUGUACACCUGAAACUAAUAUAACAUUGUGUGUCAACUAUACCUCAAUUAAAAACAAAACAGUAAAGUAUACAAAUCGUAAGAGCACAUCUCAACAAAUAUUAACGAAAAUGCUAUAAAUGGCUUUUCAGUGUGUUUGAGUCAGUAUCCAAGGCCUAUACAAUUUUUUUAAAUAAUAGCAAGGUUGAGAUGUAACUCACACACUAUACAAUUCACUCAUUUAAAGUGUACAAUUCAGUAGUUUUUUAGAAUAUUCACAGUUGUAUAUCAUCACCACAAUCAGUUUCAGAUUAUUUUCAUCACCCCAAAACUCAGUGCAUUAGCUAUCACUUCCCAUUUCUCCCAACCUACCCCAUCCCACACCUUAGGCAAAGAUAAUACUUCUGUCCUUUCAGAUUUGUUUAUAUGGACAUUUCAUAUAAAUGGAAUCCUAUCAUAUAUGUGGUCUUUUUUUGGCUGGUUUCUUUCCUUUAGCAUUCGUGCUAUACUAUGAAUCAGUAUAUCAUUCCUUUUUAUUAUUUUCAUUUCUCCUGGGUAUAUACCUAAGAGUGGAAUUACCGAGUUACUUGGUAAGUCUGUUUAACUUUUUGAAGAAUCACAAGACUUACAAAUCAGUCACAGAAUUUUACAUUAUUUACAUUAUGUGGAACAUUCAUUGUUCCAUAAUCUGGUCCAUUAAAUUUAGGUCCCUUUGCAGGGUUAUGUUUUGAGGCCAGUCUUUGAGGUUUUUUUCUGAUCCCAGGAGGAUGUUUUUUAGCUGUCUCUUCCUGUUUCUCUCUGGUAAACUAGCUGGUUUAUAGUUUAGUUUAUUGCACUGAUGGAGCUACUUACAAACCUCAUUUUAAUUGCUUAUCACCAAAAUCUCCAUUGUUUUCAGGGACACCCUUAGGCUCGAACUUUAUUUCAAAUAAUGUCAGAGCUCUCUAUUCUUAUGGAUUGACCCUGGGCAAAAUCUGUCAGCCACAGCUCCAGAACUAGGGUAGACACAAUGGCCCUUUCUCUCAUAGUGACACCCUGCUUUACAAACUGGGAGGGACAACACCCUCGACUUUGCUUAUUUGCUCAUCUCUCCUCUUGGAACCUUUGCCCUAAGCAAGGUGGGGUAGGGAUGACCAGGACUCCAGUAUUCUCAGCCUGCUCUCAGCCUAGGGAGUAGGGCAUACUGACAUAGUUACAAAUAAAUUUCAUUAUUUUGCCAUAUUGAUGCUGACAUGGUACUUCCAAGUUUAAGAAAUACUUAUUUUUUGCAGCUAUAUAUGAAAGAUUCCAUAGUUUCAAAUCAAAUAAAUUUAGAACAUACCUUUUUAAAAUAAUUAUUAUACAGUCUGAGUAGUUACUUUGUAUGGAUUUAAUUAUUUUUUCUAAAAAGUUGUUCACUCUACACUAAAACAUGACAACACUGUUGGGAAGAAUUAUUCUAAUUAUUCCUCUUCCAACAUUAAUAUAUAUAUAUAUACUGUUUCUUUUUCCAAAGACAACUAUACAAAUAAAAGCAAAAUGGCCAUUUUAGUCAUUAAAAUCUGGACCUGUCCAGCAGAUUUGUAGUGCUGACCCUCCAGGUUUUUUUUUUUUUUUCCCCACAAAGAACUAGACUGGUUCCAUCAUAAUAAGUGAACUAAUAAAGAUUAUUCCCCUUGUCUCCUCCCUCAUUUAUCUAAUUUAUCUGUCCAUGAACCCGUUACUUGGUGCUUUCACUGGGGCAGCCUGUACUUCAGGAAGUUCACAGCCUCAGUCUCAUGGGGGAUGGAUAAACCACAUGUUAACCACUUGCUACAUGCCACACAUUUCACACACAUCACACUUUCUCCACAAGUCUAUAUGUCAGGUAGUCACCCCAAUUUGACAAAUAAGGAAACUGGCUCCAGAGAGCGCAAGUAAGUUGUAUCUAGAUCACUGGCCUCAAGAAGUGGGGUUAAGACACAAACCCUUCCCCAUCAAAUUCUAAAUCCUAUGCUCUUUCUAGAAUAGCACAUGGUCUCCCAGGCACUUAAGACAGCUACUUAUCAUUACAAAGGCAUCUGUAACUGGGGAAGAAUCAGGAUAAGAAACAAACAGAAUAGAGAGCCCAGGUUUAGACCGUCCCAGCCACAGACAAGAGGUAGCUAGCUCUGUGACCUGGCUGAAGGCAUUCAAGCUGCUGAACUUUAGCCCCCUCAUAUGUAAAAUGAAGCUCUCCCACCUUAUGCAAAUUGUUUUGAUUAUCUGACUAGUACUGUCAUGUUCCAAAUACAGGAAAAGUAUAUAAAAUUAAGAUAUUUUAUGAGAUUAUGCACUUGGUUAUAUGCAAAUUUUUAAUGAAAAGCUAACUGAACACCUACAUAUUAAUUAGAAUAAGCUCACUGUUAAUGUGCUGGAACAAUGUUCCUCUUUGUUUUGUUUUGUUUUCCUUAUCAUAGACUAGCAACCAGUACAGAAAUCAUAAAAUAUAUUGUAACAUUGUAAUAAUGCGUCUGAAAUAAUUUGGGGUCUCUGUACUAUGACUAUAAUGGACCCUUCAACAGAAACCUAUUAAGUUGAACAUAACUGCUUGGUUAAAAUUAACUAAGUCUUACAAAUGGCAUUGAUUUUUCUAUGAGGCUGUUUUAUCUAAAAAUUUUGCUUGCUUCUGUUAGCUGUUUCUUGAAAGCCAUGAAAAUGGCAAAAUUGUCUUACAACAAAGUCAAGAUUCUGUAACACCACACAAUCCUAAAUGAAGUAGUAAAAGCUAAGACCCAGAGAGAAUUUAGGAUCCCAGGUAGAUUGGUUAUCAUUGAGAUUAAAGAGAAAUAAAAAUGGAAGUAACUGGGAUUUGAUAGUAGUAUACCACAGAGUGGUUAAUGUGAGCAGAAUACAAUGAACCAGAGAGAUGCAAUCAAUGACUGAACUAUUCAAAUAGCUUUUGCUUUUCAAAACCCAUGAACAAACCACUUACUCUCUGAAUCACAGUUCCUCCCUCUAAAUUGCAGAAUUAAAAUGAUCUCUUCCAGCUCUGAUACUCUGUGACCACAAAACAAAGAUGCCAGAGUGGUACAUUACAGUACCAUUCCCACCCCAUGCCCCAAAAUGCCAAGAAUCUGGUCUUGCAAGUACUAAAUUUGUGGUAUCUGUAUAUAAAUAUGUGCUUAGUUAUCUUAGUUUCCUAUCUUCAAGCAUAACAUACCUCUAGCUUGGAAACUCCUUAGGAGAUCAGAGCACUUAGUUCACAAAAUGAAAUAAUCAGACAUGAAAGUGCACCAGUUCCUCCCAUUGUUGUGUAGAGUUUUGAUAAUCCUUGUUACUCAGUGGUUGCCCACUUUAACGGAAGGACGAAUAUAAGUGCUCUGAAAACAAUCACUUUAAAUGCAAAUAUUGAUAUUAUAUUCUAGCUCACAUAGGAAGGUAACAUUAAACUUCUUG